This is a messenger RNA of Plasmopara halstedii, 8178 nucleotides long. RefSeq names its product PapD-like. The transcript has 2 exons. Gene Ontology annotation, biological process: cilium movement; axonemal central apparatus assembly. The record is from RefSeq and is a predicted model, not a curated record. Lineage: Eukaryota; Oomycota; Peronosporomycetes; Peronosporales; Peronosporaceae. Bases 1 to 8178 code for a protein of 2725 amino acids. Gene Ontology annotation, cellular component: axoneme.
AUGGCCAAGCGCCGUAAGCCAAGCGAGAUUCUCACAGGCUUUUCAACAGCCAAAGCCCAUGCCAUUAAGCAUGCAACGAGUCAAAUUAUAGAGCUUCUGGAUACCAAGGAUCACACGGCGCAUAUUUCAAGCUCCGUGCCGCUCCAUCAGCCUUUAUUUAAACCUUCACCUUCCGAAGUUUGGAUUGAUGAAUACACGCCAUUUGAGCCACUCAGUAUCAAACUCCGCUUUCGUAACUGCGACACUGUCGUGCGUCGCUUAAAAAUUGAGACUCCACGCUCUCCAUUUUACCGCGUUCGACCGUGGGAUGCUGGAAACAAAAAGGAUUGUGCUAAGUCUACCCCAGUCGACGGGAAGGUGGCUGCGGGAAUGGAAAUUGUUUUCGUUCUUGAGUUUCUUCCACAUGACGUGACCGAUUACUCGCUGGAUCUUGUGUGCUGCACGGAGCGCGAGCGGUUCCUAUUGCCUGUUCGAGUGCAGGGGCGCUUCGCAGCAUUAGACUUGCCGGACAAGCUCGACUUCGGCAUUUGCCCCGUUAAGAUGCCCACGACUCGCGUUCUGACUGUGCGAAAUGUAGGGACGCGCGGCGCUUCAUUUGUAUUUAAGACGAGUGAGCACUUUCGCGUCACUCCGUCUAGUACGACCUUGACCCAACGGGCUGCUGUGCAGAUUGAAUUGAGUUGUAUUCCGCCAUGUUUGGAGUCAGGUGAAGGCGAACUUGAGGUAAGUGACAGUACCGGUCAAACGGCUGUCGUCCGUCUAACAGGUCGCGUGAUUGAGGUUGACCUGUUCUUGAGUCAACGAUUGGUGGAGUCUAGCGCAACGUAUUUGUCACUGUCGUCUUGCAAAACAGUAAAGAUCUGCAACGAGUCCGAAUACGCCCUCGAGUUUUCUUGGAAAUCAUUUGCAGAUGCUAGCCGGGAGGAAGAAGAGCGGUCCUACUUACUCGACGAACUCUCCCGAAUGGAAACAGCAGAGCGCGAGAAACUACAACUGCAACUCGGAGAGACUGACGAUGUAGACUCGAGAUGUACACACUCGCCAUUUGACGUGCGAAAGGCCUUGGAUACAAAGUACAGGUAUCUGCGUAAGGCAAGCCUUGACGAUUCGAUGCAAUUCGUGGAUGCGUGCUUCUCGAUCUCACCAUUAAGUGGGCGGGUGUGGGCACAUUCCGAGGUUGACAUAGUCGUUUGUUUCAAACCAGAUAUUGCUCGUUCGUACUCCUGCCGUGCCUUCUUAGAAAUAGCAGGGAAGGCCGCCCGACUCCCUCUACAACUGACAGGAAAGGGUAUUGGUCCAAAGGUGGAAAUCGUCUACAAUGAGCAUCUGGAUUUCGGCGAUAUAUUUAUUAACGAAGAACGUACCCGCAACUUCACGAUUCAGAACAAAGGCGAGAUUUCAGCUGAUUUUGAGUUGAUUUCUGUAACAAUGCCUGCUAAUAUGAGUAUAACGGUAAGUCCAGAUCAUGGUACUCUAGCAGUCAAUACUAUGCUUAAAAUUGAGGUCACCUUCAGUUCCCAAGAGCUAGGCGAAGUCUUGCAACCAAUUUGUUUUGGCUUGAAAGGCUCCGACGAGCAACUUAAAGUACGCAUGAAAGCGCAGGUGAUCCCUCCCAUCCUUCGAUUUAAUGUUGACCAAGUGAAUUUCGGUGCGGUCUCGUAUUCAUUUUCUCAGUCUCGAUCGAUAAAGCUCGUCAACACCUCAAAUAUUGCAUUAAGUUAUUCUAUAUGCAUUCCGGAAGAAGCGAAAUACAAGCAAAAAGAAUUUAAGGUGAAUCCGUCGGACGGCAAGCUUGGUCCAUACGAGGAAGAGCAGAUUACGAUCCAUUUCAUGUCUCUUAACGUUAAGGUGUAUCACUACCAGCUUGUUGUUGGCGUCAUUGGUGUUGGAGCCGACUUGCUUGCUAUCCCAAUCAAUGCUCAAUGCCUUGUUCCUGAGCUGACAGUUCUCGAACGUGAGCUCGAUUUUGGCCGAUGUUUUCUUCGUUACCCGCACAAACAAAUGCUGGUGUUGGAAAACAAGUCCUCCUUCUUAUUUGGACGCUUUGAAAUCGCAGAGCAAGAUAGUUAUUCUCGUGCCAUUGCCACUUAUACCGCUAGCCAAUUAUCUGGCAAAGUAAGCCCAGGAGAACAAGUGCCAAUAGAAAUCUCAUUUUUGUGCGAAAAAGUUGGUAGCAUUCGACUCUCACUGACGAUCAAUGUUCUAGGGAGCACGGACGUUCCCCUUUCUGUGAUCUUAAGCGCUGCUGGUUCUGGUCCGCAAGUUGAAUUGGACCAAUCUCAGAUUAACUGGGGAAACUGCUCUUGCCUUGUUGAUCAUGAGCGAAUCCUUCGUAUGACUAAUGUAUCUGUCAUUCCAGCAAUUUUUAAAACAUUUACUCGUGAGGCUUGCUCCAAAUUCCAGAUCAAUCGAUUGGAAGGAGUGCUGAUGGCUAAUGAAAGCUUAGAUUUGGUAAUUGUAGCUAAUAUGGAUGAUACUGUGGCGUAUAAGGAUCAAUUACACAUUUUAAUUAAUGAUGGAGACAGCCUUGUCGUACCCUUGUCAAUUUCAGGAACAGGAACGACGAUAUGGUCGUCAAGUGACUUUCGAGAAAUCGACUUCAAGUACCAAUUGACGAGCAAAGUGUGUGAGUGGAGUUGUACACUCGAAAACAGGGGGAAGCGUGUGCAGGUGCUUUCUUGGAUAAGUCAAGCAGCAGCAUCUGAUAAACGCAAAAUCAGCUCUACCAAAACCCAAGGAUUUUCGAAGAAAUCGAGAAGUGAACAGCGAAAUCCGUCAAAUAAUAAUCAAUGUGAAGGUAUUAAUGGAGAAGACCGGGCAAAACCUGUUUUUUCAAUCUUUCCAAAUACAAUUGAGCUAAAGCCACGCACAGCGUGUGUUUUUGUAUUCAAGGGCCUGUCAUCUUCAGCUGGACUGAUAGAAGAAAAACUUACGUGUGAGACACGUGUGGGGAACGAUAAAGUCAGCACAGUUUCAUUUUUAACUUUGAUUCGGGCAAAAUUCGUCAAUCCGAGACUAAUUUUCUCAUCGUCGUUUUUGUCUUUCGAGUAUAUCCACCAUCCUGGGAGUCAAAUUAAAACAUUGUCGCGUUCUCUCUGCCUCACCAAUGAUUGCGAACUCCCAUUGUCCUUCAAACUUCACACGCAGAUGCCAUUUGCACUCGAUUGCUGGGAGGCAUUAUUACAACCUGGCGAAAAGCUUGAUUUGAACGUGGUAUUUCAUCCGGGAUUUAAGGAUGACCACAUUUGUCGAGUUAUCAAUGGAAAGGUUAUAGUAGUCUAUACAGAUCACCCUCAAAAGGAUAGUGUUGAUCUUAUAGGCGACAUCAAUUUUCCAAACCUUUCCUUCGAGACGACCAACAUCGACUUCGGCUGCACACUCAACGAUACACAAAAGUCGAUUUAUAUGAAUGUGACAAAUGUAUCGAGAGUAGACACAAGUUACAGAUGGAUUUUUGUUGAAAAUGAGAAAGAUGUGUCAUCAAUCAAACCAUACAUUCCUAUCAAUCAAGUUUUUGAUAUCUUGCCGAUUUGUGGGCGAUUAAGGCCCAACGAGAGUGAAAAAAUUGAAUUUGUAUAUUUUGGGCAUGCUGACCGUAAAUUCAGGAGCAUUGUGGCAUGUGAAAUUGAAGGUGGGCCCGAAUACGAGCUAAUGCUGUCGGGGGAGGCGUCGUCUAUAGCUUACGAGCUGGAUAGAAAUUUUCUCAAUUUUGGCCAAGUAUUUUACAGCAAAACACAUAGUCGCGACUUUCACAUUUUGAACGUCGGCAAAGUUCCUUUUUCUUUCAAAUUAAUUGUCAACGAGACCGCACGCAGAAGGACGUGUGAGUUCUUCCCGACCACUGGGACUAUUGCUUCCAACGAAAGGCAACGCAUCAUAGUGCGCUUGCGACCUGGAAUUCCGGAGUUUUUCGAUGAAAACAUUGUGAUUAAACUUGCCCACUUUCAACCUUUCCCAUUCAAACUCUUCGGUUGUGGAACAUUUGCUGCAGUCACACUCAAUUUGCCGCGCGAGAACGACCAGGUCAAUGCUAUGUAUGAUGGUUUUGCGACGUGGAAAGAGUUACAAUUGCGAGCAAGGCUUGAUCUUGAGCAGAAACUGCUCAAACCAGCCCGUACGGCGAACACAAAUCGACAAUUACUUGAUGAGAGUGCAAUCUUAAUACAGUCUGACUUACAACUGACCAAAUCAAGCGCACGUGCAGACAAUGGGCUUGCGUUAUCCAGAACAAAGAUAUCUCAUCAGCGUGGUGAAGUACCCGGCAGUCCGGCUUGUAGUAUUACGACACCUGAGGCUGACGAUUUGGAUGUUGAAUUCGAAGCGUGUCGCUUAUUUUUUUCGAAUUUCAUCAUAGCACAAGAAAUGGCUAAGGCCAACAUGACGAGUAUCGAGCCAAAAGACGUCAACUUAAAAGAAGCAGAGGAGAUAAAGACGGGGUCCAGGCGUUCUACUAAUUCUCCGCGGCCACCUUCGUCCAGAUCUAAUAUCAAGGCAAAGGCGAAACGCGAGCUUGAAGAACUAUCGUUUGUUUUGUCUCAAUUUGUAUUAGACUAUGGAAAUGUUGUCGUGGGAGCACAUAAUAUCAAACGAUUCAAUGUAACUAACAUCGGUCAUGGCCCAGCUUCUUUCCAGAUCGAUCAAGAUUUAGCAAAGGCAAAUGGGAUUCAAAUUGAACCUGAACGAGUGGUGCAAUUACCCCCGAAACAGUCGAUUGAAUUGAGCGUUAAAUUUAGCGCCUCAAAGUCUAUUGCUUUGGGUAAGUUUGAAGCGCAACUUUCAAUUUUAGUAAAGAACGGACCCCCCUGCACUGUGGUGGUCCGCGCUGUAGUCACAGUGCCAGAGAUUGAAAUUUCCACGGAACAUCUCGAAUUUGGCAAGAUAGCUGUCGGGAUGUGUCGUACGAUCUAUACCCAGAUGCAGAACGUGUCCCAUGUGCCUGCCGAAUGGGUCUUUAAAAAGCCGAUGGGUUCAAUGAAGGAUGUAAAAAAUUUUGACAUUACCCCACGCAGAGGACUUUUACCCCCGGGGUCCAAAAUGAACAUAAAAAUUGAUUUUAUUCCGGAUAAAGAGCGCCACUUUUAUUUAAGGCUUCCAAUCAAAGUUUCUUCAGAUACCAAAACGCGAUCGAUUGUGUGCCGUGGAGAGGGUUCUGAGCUGCGCAUUUCUUUUCACCCGCCUCUAGUUGAAUUUGGUCCCGUGCUUCCUUGUUCCCCGCCAGAGGAGCGGCAUGUGGAGAUAUGCAAUGACUCUGAUUACGCGGUUGAAGUAUUCUCAUUGGAUUUUGACUCCGCGUACCAGCAUGAUGAAGCUCAACUGCAAUCCUUAAACGCUUUCACCUCGGAAAAGACGCUGCGAUUGCCGGUCCGCGUUCCAGGAACAUCUUUAGCGGAAUACGUGGCUGACAACAUUUUAAUCCCCGCACACAUAUCUGAUGUGGGUCAAUCAGAUGCCGACCCUGCUAAAUUAAGGGGAACAAAUGAUCUCACUUCGAAGGAGAAUAGCGAUUUUGGAGAAACAAUCUUGUCGUCAAACGGCUUUGCGGACUUUCAUAUUAUACCAAGGAAAGGCAUCGAUUACAUUGUGGUCGGGCCUUCGCAAUGCGGAAGGUCAACACAAGCUUGCCUUCUUGCUGAAAAGGAGUCACUGGUUGUAUGGACGAUAGAUGGCGCAAUUCAGUCAGUUUGUGUUGCCAAAGGCCCUUUAGCAGAUGCCAUGCGUGAAGCGCUCGGCGUCAGUCCCGUUGCAAUUGACCCUAUGCAUAUAGAGAUGCCAAAAUUGGCUGAUGAUUUUGCGCAAGGAGAGACAUCACGCCAAACCACUUCUGAAAGGCUUGCUUAUUUAUUACACCACGUUAUCUUGUGGAGAAUGGCACAACCAGAUAUGAAAAAAGGCAGUGUUUUGGACAGUUUUGAAAACUCAUUCUUGAGUUUUCAAGAAACUCUGCAAUGCUACUUCAAACCUCUUCUAGCGGUCAGAGUUAUUGUACUGAGUUUUGACGAAGACACGUACGAGUCUCUGUGUGCGUUGACCACAAGCCAAAAAUUUAUAGCUGAUAGCACUGCCUCUAACGCGCCAUUGACUUCAAAUAAUGACUUGACUCUAAAGUCUUCAUUACUCAAUGACGCAAAUGGUGUUACAGAAAAAUUAAAUGCGCAAAAUGCGGAAAAGAGCGGUUGUAACGAAGAUAAUACAAUUAAGACAGAAGAUCAAAAGCAUUUAGAGUUAGCUUCGAGUCAAAAAGUAACGCAGGAUCUAGUCACUAAGAGUGGUGAACCCGUCGAAGCUGAAUUCUACAACUCAUUCGAAAGCACUCGUCCAGUACAAAAGGUGAUAUGGGAUUCGGCGAGCCCACAAGCUGCAAAUAUAUCUAAGCCUGCUACCUUUCUGGAGUACUCACUAAUAUUGCAAGACAUGAAAUGCCAACUAGCUUCCUUGAUAAUGCAUGACAAAGCAGCCUUUGGUCAACCCCAAGGCGAAGACAUUCAGGCAGAGGAUUUGUGGGCGAAGGCGAGCGAAGUUUUCACCCUAGACAACUAUGUAUUGGAAAUUUCUAUUAAAAAAGCUGGUCCACCGCACAUUCUCCAUAGCUUGAUCAUGUCUGCUAUUGAAAAUUUUACCCAAAAUUGGAAGUGUAGCCGCUUGCCAAUCCCUACCACUACAACGGUUCAGUUAGUUCAAUCUCCCCCAGAACGACUUCCUCGAAAAAGUGUCGCUAAAUUUUCUCUACGAUCAGCGAAUACGGUAUCUUCACACAAGCUGGAAGUGAACAGCGACAUUUAUCAAGAGGCUGCUGAAGCAAAUGGUCCAAAUAAAUAUUUGACGCGAUCCGAAUUGAAUGAACAAGAUCUGGUGGUUACGACUACAGAUGCGAAUCCACAGACAGAAAGAUGUAUAGUACAGUCAAGUUGCGUAAACAGUAUUGGAAUUCGGGCAGCUUCUGAAGUAUUAAGCUCGGAGUCGCGAUCAUGUUCCCCUUCAAUAAGCCGGUGGAUUAUUGCUCCGCACUCGAGCGUCGAUGUACUUGUUUUAUUUGCUUCUACUGAUGUUGGAAUUUUCGACUGCAGUUUGGGAUUUGAAAUCGUAGGAAGCCAGCAUGAGUUUAAUUUACUCUGUCGUGGAAUUUGCGGUGUACCGACCAUAAACAACGAGCCUAGAAAUGUCUUCAUGCACCGAGUAAAAACUCGCUCAGAUGAUCACUUUGUCCGUAAAAAGUUUGUGACUUCGAGAAAUCAGUUUGAAUUUGGACCACUUGUUGUCAACAAUCAAUGUGCGGAACCACCACAAACACAGCAAGAUUUUAUAGAGUGGCAAAAAACGAGUCCAAACAAUGUCGAAGUGUUUCGGAUAUCCAACAGCAGCCAAUAUCCUAUUUACGUCGAGUUAGUCUUGAAAUUAGAACAUGACAACACAUUUGCUGUGUUUCCACGUGCACUCGAGCUCAAGGAAAAUGACACAAGUAAUGUGAUGGUGUGGGCAAACCCUUCAAAAAAUGGUCUUCAAGAAAACUCUUUAAUCUGCUGUAUCAGGGAUAAUCCCGAACCAGUAGAAUUUCGGAUCAAUUGUUAUGGUUGUAUACCAGAACUGAAGCUUCAUGGUCCAUGGGAACAAUCUGUAGCGACAAUUACAGCAGAAGAAAAGACUCAGACACGUGACCUUCGAAAAAAAAAUGUUUCUACAUUGGAUAGACCCAUUCAAAGAAAUAUUGGUAUGCCACCCGUAAAAAAGCCAUCCAUGUCAAUUUUUUCGCCACAGCAACCGAUUUUGAAUUUUAACAAACUUCUGCCAAACCGUAAGAAUAAAAAAACAUUUUAUAUCGAGAACGUCACGCCGAUUGACGUCUUGUGGCGACUGAGCAGCGAUAAUUUACCGACUGAAUUUCAGAUUUCGCCCACAGAGGGUACUCUCAAUCCCUUACAAAAAGUUCCCGUACUCGUAGUUCUUUCCGCUAAAGAAGAGACGAUUUAUGACCAUUCACUACAAAUUGUGUGCUCGGAUGUUUCCACUGCUCUACAAGUGAGCGACCAAAAUCAAAUGGUGACACUCAUAUUACGAGGAGAAGCUCAACGGAUUCAGGUCGAUUCUUUUGACAACAAAGGUAAUGAAAUUUUCAAUCAAGAAACCACGGAAUUUGCAAACACAGCGAAUGGUGACGGAAGCCUAAAACUUGAAAUGGUUUGA